AUGCCAACCAUUCAACCACCAACAAUAACAAGUCCGGCUGUAAGCCAAACAAGUCAAGCAAGCGGGUUAAGCAGUUCAGUUACUUUAGACGAUAUAAUUGCUUCAGCACGGCGCAAAAUCAGUGAUGAAUAUAAAGAAAUUAGACUACCUUCACCUGAGUUUGUUGAAGACGAUAAUACACUUUGGGAUAAAAAAGCAGCAAAAAAGCAAUUGCUCUUCCAGGGAAGUUCUUUGGAUAUUCCAACUAUGGAGAGUAACGGAAUGGAAAUAUUGAAUAGAAAUCACUAUGAUGAUCAGGAUUCUGAAGCAGAAUUGAUGAUGAUACAACAAAAGCCACCCAACUUUAUUGUAGAUGAGGAAGCUGAGGAUUUUGAGGACAUAAUAGAUGCUAGCAAACCACCAGAAGAUGCUUUUAGUAACCCAAUUUUACUUCGAGAUUCUGAUCCUUUAACAACACACAAAAAACGUCGACAUUACCGAAUGCCCCAACGACAACAAAGUUUAAGUCGAAUCCAGCUUGGGGGUGGGGGACAAUUAAGUCAAAGUAGCACACCUUCUGGGCAUCGUACUGAAUUUGAAGAUACUGCUGAUAAUUCUUCUAUAGGUGCUAAUAAUUUUUGUUAA
Meloidogyne enterolobii is the source of this 624-nucleotide messenger RNA. The record is from the annotation of a GenBank genome assembly. Lineage: Eukaryota; Metazoa; Nematoda; Chromadorea; Rhabditida; Meloidogynidae.